UGAUGCGGACAGACUACUAUGAAUCUCCUCACAGUUACUAUUUUCUUGGCCGGUCUGGUCUCCCUUCUCCACGCCGAUACACCAGCAAACUGCACGUAUGAAGAUGUUGUGGGAGAGUGGGUUUUCUCCGUGGGACCAGGUAUGAAUGACAACACUCUCGACUGCAGCGACUACGACAUAUCCGGAUCCGUGAGCAACAUCACACUGCAGCUUUAUCAUCCAGCCGACGUUUCCGACCGAGACGGCAACGUUGGUUUCUGGACCAUGGUCUAUAAUCAGGGCUUUGAAGUUGUUAUCAAUGAUAAGAAAUACUUUGCGUUUUCGAUGUACAAGAAAAUUUCCGAAAAAAACUACACGAGCAUUUGCGAUGAGACAUUACCCGGAUGGAGCCACGAUACACUCGGAAGGGAUUGGGCUUGUUAUGUUGGCAUGAAGGUAACUCCAGGCAGGAAGAAGGCUGCCGAGGCGAAACCGAGUGAAGCUGUGCUGUCGCAAAAACUUUCUAUUAGUGAGAGUUAUGUGAAAGCAAUCAACAAAGUACAGUCUUCUUGGACAGCCGAGCUGUACCCUGAAUUGAAUUUGUACACAGUUGCUGAAGUGGUGGCUCGUGCUGGAGGUUUCUCUUCAGGACAACCAAAGGGAGCGAAACCGGCAGAAAUCACAGAAGAACUCCUUGAUCUAGUAUCAGCACUUCCGGAGUCGUUUGACUGGAGACACACAGACCAAGGCAUGAACUUUGUUCCGGAUGUUCGUAAUCAGGGCCAUUGUGGCAGUUGCUUUGCAUUUGCAUCAAUGGGGAUGCUGGAAUCGAGACUCAGGAUUCAGACACAAAAUCAAGUGAACGUUGUCUUCUCUCCACAAGAUAUUAUUGGUUGUUCAGAGUAUUCCCAAGGAUGCGAGGGUGGGUUCCCGUAUGUAACUGCUGGAAAAUAUGCGGAAGACUUUGGAGUCGUUGAAGAGCACUGUUUUCCGUACUUGGGCAAGGACAGUAAAUGUAUUACUUCUCAUAAUUGUACUCGUUUCUAUGCCACCGACUACUAUUAUGUUGGGGGAUACUAUGGAGCAUGUAAUGCAGCUUUAAUGCAGCUGGAGCUGGUUAGGAAUGGACCGUUCUCUAUUGCUUUUGAGGUGUACAAAGAUUUCUUGACUUACAAGUCAGGGAUUUAUCAUCAUGUUUUUACAAAUGAAAGUGACACACUCACCGGAGGCGAGUUUGAUCCAUUUGAGUUGGUCAAUCAUGGUGUACUUGUGGUGGGGUAUGGUCGUGACAUUGAAACUGGAGAACCAUACUGGAUUAUCGAGAACAGCUGGGGUGAAAUGUGGGGUGAAGAUGGAUUUUUUCGCAUUCGUAGAGGGACAGACGAGUGCAGCUGUGAAAGCGCGGCUGUUGCCAGCACGCCAAUCGUACCAUGACUAUCACUUGCACGGAUGAGUCUGCAUUGUUUGUGACAGACUUUUGUUUCGUUGUUAGCUGUUGAGCAUGUUACGGUGUUUGUAUAACUGCAACUGGAAUAUAUUACUUGAUAGACAACUUUAGUGUAUUUACGAAUAUACACAGACA
Molecule: messenger RNA, 1561 nt
Organism: Corticium candelabrum
Lineage: Eukaryota; Metazoa; Porifera; Homoscleromorpha; Homosclerophorida; Plakinidae
Product: dipeptidyl peptidase 1-like
Exons: 1
Coding region: 19-1413 (464 amino acids)
Cellular component (GO): lysosome
Molecular function (GO): cysteine-type endopeptidase activity
Source: RefSeq, a predicted model, not a curated record